Messenger RNA from Ananas comosus (pineapple), 2739 nucleotides. RefSeq names its product probable cytosolic oligopeptidase A. Gene Ontology annotation, molecular function: metalloendopeptidase activity. Gene Ontology annotation, biological process: proteolysis; peptide metabolic process. Bases 30 to 2456 code for a protein of 808 amino acids. NCBI's taxonomy places the organism in Eukaryota, Viridiplantae, Streptophyta, Magnoliopsida, Poales, Bromeliaceae. The transcript is spliced from 17 exons. The record is from RefSeq and is a predicted model, not a curated record.
GCCAACUCGCGCGCGCACACGCACACAAAAUGGGCCGCGAUUCUCCGCACCGCGCUCGCCUCGCUCGCGCCCUCGCCCCCCUCCGCUUUAUUAUCGUAGCCCUCAACAUGCUCGCUCUCGCGCGCGUCUCCUCCCCUCUCUUCUCCCCCCUCAAAACCCUAACCCUAACCCUAACCCUCACUCCUAAACCCCUCACUUGCCCCCUCUGGUCCUCCUCCUCCUCCUCCUCCUCCGGCUUUUGCCUCCCCCGAGGCCCCGAAUCCACAACCUCCCCCCUCUCAGCCGGGUUCUGCGCCGCCGCGCUCUCUCCUUCGCCUCCUCCUCCUCCUCCCAUGGCGGCGGCGGGGGCCGACGAGGGGCUCGACUCGAACCCUCUUCUUCGCGAUUUCGACUUCCCCCCCUUCGAUGUCGUCGACGCGAAGCACGUGCGCCCGGGGAUCCGAGAGCUGCUGCGGAGGCUUGAGGCCGAUCUGUUAGAGCUCGAGAGGACGGUGGAGCCGACGUGGCCGACGCUGGUGGAGCCGCUGGAGAGGAUCAUUGAUCGGUUGCAGGUGGUUUGGGGGAUCGUGAACCAUCUCAAGUCCGUAAAGGAUUCUCCCGAGCUCCGUUCGGCCAUCGAAGAAAUCCAGCCUGAGAAAGUGAAGUUUCAACUGAGAAUGGGACAAAGCAAACCCAUUUAUGAAGCUUUCAAGUCUAUAAGGGAUUCUUCAUCUUGGGCGACCCUUAGCGAUGCUCGUAAGCGUAUAGUAGAAGCUCAAAUUAGGGAAGCUAUUCUCAAUGGUGUUGCGCUUGAGGAUGAACAGAGAGAGAAAUUUAAUGAAAUUGAACAAGAGCUUGAGAAAUUAUCACGGAAGUUCAGUGAAAAUGUUUUGGAUGCUACAAAAAGGUUUGAAAAGUUAAUUACGGAUAAGAAGGAGAUUGAUGGUUUACCAGCUACAGCACUUGGUCUUGCAGCACAGACGGCUGUAGCGAAGGGGCAUGAGAAUGCUACCGCAGAAAAUGGACCUUGGAUUAUCACAUUGGAUGCACCAAGCUUCAUUUCUGUUAUGCAACACGCACGAAAUCGAUCUUUGCGUGAAGAAAUUUAUCGAGCCUAUGUAACCCGUGCCUCUAGUGGUGAACUUGAUAACACUGCUAUUAUUGGUCAAAUUCUAAAGCUUAGGUUGGAGAAGGCUAGACUUCUUGGUUACAAGAAUUAUGCAGAGGUAAGCAUGGCAACGAAAAUGGCUACAGUUGACCGAGUAGAAGAGCUUCUUGAGAAACUACGUAGUGCUUCUUGGGAUCAUGCUGUUCAAGAUAUGGAAGAUAUCAAGACAUUUGCAAAGGAUUCUGGUGCUCCUGAAGCCAAUGAGCUGACCCAUUGGGACAUUAACUUCUGGAGCGAAAGGCUGCGAGAGUCUAAAUAUGAUAUAAAUGAGGAAGAACUGCGUCCCUAUUUUGCACUACCCAAGGUUAUGGAGGGCCUUUUUAGCCUCGCACAUAAGCUAUUCGAUAUCAUCAUUGAACCGGCGGAUAGACUGGCUGCUGUUUGGAACAAUGAUGUCAGAUUUUAUUGUGUGAAAGAUUCUUCCAACAGUCCGAUUGCCUACUUCUAUUUUGAUCCUUAUUCCAGACCAUCUGAGAAACGUGGUGGAGCUUGGAUGGAUGAGGUGUUUGGUCGCAGUCAUUUACUUGCACGCAGUGGUGCCCCUGUCAGGUUGCCUAUUGCUCAUAUGGUGUGCAAUCAAAUGCCGCCAGUUGGGGACAAGCCCAGUCUGAUGACUUUUCGUGAGGUUGAAACUGUGUUUCAUGAAUUUGGCCAUGCCCUUCAACAUAUGCUUACGAAACAAGAUGAAGGCUUAGUAGCUGGAAUUCGGGGAAUUGAAUGGGAUGCUGUUGAGCUGCCUUCUCAGUUCAUGGAAAAUUGGUGCUAUCAUAGAGACACCCUUUUGAGCAUUGCAAAGCAUUAUGAAACUGGCGAAUCUCUUCCUGAAGACGUGUAUUUGAAGCUUCUUGCAGCAAAAACUUUCCGUGCUGGUUCUUUCAGUCUUCGGCAGAUACGAUUUGCUAGUGUAGAUUUGGAACUGCACACUAAGUAUGAUCCUGAUGGACCGGUAUCCAUAUAUGAUAUUGAUCGGAGAGUUGGGGAGCGGACCCAAGUUAUUCCUCCUCUCCCAGAAGACAGAUUUCUUUGCAGUUUUAGCCAUAUAUUCGCAGGUGGAUAUGCAGCUGGAUAUUACAGCUACAAGUGGGCCGAGGUGUUGUCAGCUGAUGCUUUCUCAGCAUUUGAGGAUGCUGGAUUAGAUGAUGACGAGGCUAUCAAGGAAACCGGGCAUCGAUUUAGGGAGACAAUUCUCGCACUUGGAGGUGGACGGUCUCCGCUUGAGGUUUUUGUUGCUUUCCGGGGGCGAGAACCUUCACCAGAACCAUUGCUCAGGCACAAUGGCUUGUUGCCGAUUGCCGCCUCUGCUUUAUAGCCGCCUUCGUUUUCAUUAACAUGUUUGUUGCAAGUUUCCUUUCGAAUAAUGUAUUCCUUCUUCCCUUCUAGGCGAUUAUUGUUAAACAUUUCCCCGAAAUGAACGGCAUAAUUUAUGCAUCAUCAAAAUCUCGUCUGUCAAACUGGCCUUGGCUUAGGAAGGUGUUAUUUAACGUAAUUUUGUUUACUCGGUUGGAGUCGGAAUUGUAAACUGUGAUAUUGUUUUGUUUUGUUUUCCUUUAUUGGGUUUCAUAAUUUAUGGUAAAAUCAAUGGGUAGUAAUUC